This is a messenger RNA of Penicillium riverlandense, 1998 nucleotides long. RefSeq names its product BOD1/SHG1 domain-containing protein. Bases 1 to 1998 code for a protein of 665 amino acids. The record is from RefSeq and is a predicted model, not a curated record. NCBI's taxonomy places the organism in Eukaryota, Fungi, Ascomycota, Eurotiomycetes, Eurotiales, Aspergillaceae. The transcript is spliced from 3 exons.
AUGGCUACCGACGAGGACAUGGAGGAUGUCCAAGCCGAGAAUAAGAAGCGGUCCUCGGUGGACAUUGACAGUGUCAAGCACAAGAAGUUCAAGGCGGACGACUUACCAUUGUCCGGGGCCCAGCAAGCUGCCAUUGACAAACUCUUGCACUCGUUCAAGAAGAAAGGUGGCUUUGAUAGCGUGCGCAAGAAGAUCUGGGCCGAAUUUAAUGAAGGGGACUCCAAAACCAAGUUUACCGACCAGUUGAUUGCGCUAGCCGAGUCCGAGAUUGACCGCGAACCAGCGCUACUGUCUCGCGAGAGAGGAAAAGCCGCGACCCUUAUUGAAGGUGCCGUAGACCGUGGGGAUGUCUAUAAGAACGUGGAGAACUCGAUCGACAAGCUUGCCGCGAACCACCUCGAAUUCAUCCUCGACUCCGUCCGAGAAAUCCGCCGCCAGGAUGUGGGCGAUGAAGUAGCUUCGCGCGAGGAACAGUCGGGCAACAAAACCGACGAAGAUUAUGAUAUCUAUAUCAAGGCGAAACGCGAGGAACGGGAGAAAGUCUGGCGCGAGGAGAUGCGCAAGCAAAAGGAGAUGGAAGAGGAACAGAAGCGGAUCAAAGCAGAGGAGCUCCGCAAGAAACGUGAAAUGGAGCGGCAGAAAGAGGAAGAGGAAAGGGCCAGGCGCAAAGAGGUGGAAGAAAAGAGACGGGCUGAAGAGCGGGAGCGUGAUGAGCAGCGAGAACGAGAGCGGCAGGAGCGAUAUGAGCGACGAAGACGGGAGGACCGUGACCGAUAUCAUUGGGAUCGAGACCAGGAUCGCAGUCGAAGCAGAGACCGUCACCGGUACCGUGACCGUUCGCCGGCAUACCGAGCUGACCGUGGAGUAUCGCCUCACCCCCGGGAUGCAACAAAGAAAGAAUCGUCCUCAACAUCAAAAGAUCCAACCCCUGCACCCCCACCACCUGCUCCGGUGGAUGAGAAAUCAUUGGAGGAAGCUGCUCUGCAGAUGUUGCUUAAAGAAGGCGAGGAGCUUGCGGCCAAGGCGCGGCAGAAGCCCGAGUUCGACUUUGAAGAGGCCGAGGCUAUUGAAAAUGGACUCAAGCCGGCGACGGCGCAGCUGGCACCCCGGCUCGAGACCCCGACAGACGGCACGAUUCAAAUGCAGAUCGCACUGAACGUCCGCGUCAUCGUACACGAGAUCGAAGCCGCAGUCGCUCUCGUCGUCCAUUUGCAUCUCGUUAUGAGGCGGAUCGCCGCCAUGAUCGGUCCAGAGACUCUCGGGAUCGUGACAUGGACGAACGACGUGGAUACCGCGACUUUCGCGACGAGGAUCGAAGCUACAGGCCCAGUCGCCGCAGCCGCAGCAGGUCGACUGUCCGGGGACGUGAUCGCAGCCCAGAACGGCGCGAACGACCACGAUCCAGGGACCCGGUCAGGGAUUAUGACCGACGACACCGUGAGCGCAGUCGCAGUCGCGACAGAGAAAGAGAUCGCCCUCGACGCAGCCGUUACUCCCGGUCUCCCUCACGACCCGGUAAUACAACUCCACGACCGCGGCGACGUUCACGCACGCGGUCCCCCUCGAGACAACGCGCCCGCGAGCGCCCCAGGUCCCGCUCUCGAUCCGCUCGACGGCGCUCCCGCUCCCGUCGCCGGUCUCGCUCUCGCAGACCUUCUCCCCCAGGCCUCGACAUCGACCGCUACGUCCCCUCUACAAGCAACCGCAGCAGAUCACCACGCCGCCGCCCACGGUCCCCGGAUCCCGCAGCAGCUGACCGGUCCAGAAUGGGCGAUAUCGAUCGGUACAUCCCUGUCUCCGAGCGCAAAAAGGAAGGCGAGCGCGACGAACCGGCCGCUGAACGGCCUAGAGCCGAUGCGCCGGAUGAUCGUCGGCCUCGGCGGCGUACUCCCAGUCCUGCUCGUAGGAGAAGUCGCAGUCGCAGCCGUCGACGCAGCUUUAGUCGGAGGAGGAGCAGGAGUCGAAGACGGAGUCGCAGUCGUUGAUUUUGAACGAUAA